Misgurnus anguillicaudatus (oriental weatherfish) is the source of this 2940-nucleotide messenger RNA. It is a transcript of the gene galnt7, whose product is annotated as UDP-N-acetyl-alpha-D-galactosamine: polypeptide N-acetylgalactosaminyltransferase 7. Gene Ontology annotation, molecular function: polypeptide N-acetylgalactosaminyltransferase activity. NCBI's taxonomy places the organism in Eukaryota, Metazoa, Chordata, Actinopteri, Cypriniformes, Cobitidae. The record is from RefSeq and is a predicted model, not a curated record. Gene Ontology annotation, biological process: protein O-linked glycosylation. Gene Ontology annotation, cellular component: Golgi apparatus.
AGAGAGAGAGAGAGAGAGAGAGAGAGAGAGAGAGAGAGAGAGAGAGAGAGAGAGAGAGAGAGACUGGACGUGGUCACCGAGGCUGCGGAGUAUUUAUUUGUACUACCUCUGGGUAGCUAGCUCCCUUUUCUUUCUUUCCUUUUUUAUUUUCCACCCGUUAUCCCAAAAUGAGGUUGAAAGUCGGAUUUAUCCUUCGAAGUUUACUGGUCAUCGGCACGUUUUUGGGACUGGUUUUGCUUUGGUCUUCCUUGACACCGAAAGCCGGUGACGACAAUCCGUUUGCAGCUGGACUGGCAGGAAGAGAUGCAGGUAAACCCAUGCAGCCCAACCUUCCUAACAACGACAUGGCUGACCAGUUUAAGCCUGUCGUUCCUUGGCCACACGUGGAAGGAGUUGAGGUCGACCUGGAUUCGCUUCGCCAGAAAAACGGUGACGUGCCAAACCCCAGAUUCCAAGCUCAAAACCAACAGAAUGUGAUCCAGAAGCAAUACGUCACUUUCAAGCCCCACACCAAUGUGUAUAGUAGUCCCGUGUUAAAAAUGGGCAUCCUGGGCAACUUGGAACCUAAAGAACCUGAGCCUGAAGGAUCUCAAGGUGGACCAGGGGAAGGCAGCAAACCGUUUGUGCUGGGACCGGAGUACAAAGACUCAGUCCAGGCCAGCAUCAAAGAAUUUGGCUUUAAUAUGGUAGCCAGCGACAUGAUCUCUUUGGAUCGAACCGUUGGUGACCUGAGGCAUGAAGAGUGUAAAUACUGGCAGUAUGAUGAGAACCUGCUGACCUCCAGCGUGAUCAUCGUCUUCCAUAAUGAGGGCUGGUCGACCCUGAUGAGGACGGUGCACAGCGUCAUCAAAAGAACCCCGAGGAGAUACUUGGCUGAGAUCGUCUUGAUCGAUGACUUUAGUAACAAAGCGCAUCUUCAAGAGAGGCUAGAAGAAUACAUAAAGCAAUGGAAUGGAAUGGUCAAAUUGUUUCGCAAUGAGAAGAGGGAGGGUCUGAUCCAGGCCAGGAGCAUAGGAGCCCGCAAAGCCACUCUAGGACAGGUGCUUAUCUACUUGGAUGCUCAUUGCGAAGUUGGAAUUAAUUGGUACGCCCCACUGGUUGCCCCAAUUUCAAAAGACAGAACGGUCUGCACAGUACCGUUGAUAGAUUACAUAGACGGCAAUGAUUAUACCAUAGAGCCCCAGCAGGGCGGGGAUGAGGACGGCCUGGCGCGAGGCGCCUGGGACUGGAGCCUCCUGUGGAAAAGGGUCCCGCUCAGCAGCAGGGAAAAGGCUAAGAGAAAGCAUAAGACCGAGCCUUAUCGGUCUCCUGCCAUGGCUGGUGGGCUCUUCGCAAUAGAAAGAGAUUUCUUUUUUGAGCUGGGCCUCUAUGAUCCAGGUCUUCAGAUCUGGGGAGGAGAAAACUUUGAGAUUUCAUACAAGAUAUGGCAGUGUGGUGGGCAGCUUCUGUUUGUGCCAUGUUCACGGGUGGGGCACAUUUACCGUCUGCAGGGCUGGCAGGGAAACCCACCUCCUGCUCAUGUAGGCUCUUCCCCCACACUCAAGAACUAUGUGCGGGUGGUUGAGGUGUGGUGGGAUGAAUACAAGGACUAUUUCUACGCCAGUAGGCCGGAGACCCUCACGCUGGCGUACGGAGACAUCAGCCCCUUGAAAAAGUUCAGGGAGGAACAUCGCUGCAAAAGCUUCAAGUGGUUCAUGGAAGAGAUCGCUUAUGACAUCCCGCUACACUACCCGCUGCCUCCAAAGAAUGUCGAAUGGGGAGAGAUCCGUGGGUUUGAGACUAGCUAUUGCAUAGACAGCAUGGGCCAUACCAAUGGUGGCAAUGUGGAGAUCGGGCCUUGUCAUAGAAUGGGUGGCAAUCAGCUCUUUAGAAUUAAUGAAGCUAACCAGCUCAUGCAGUACGACCAGUGCCUGACAAAGGGCGGAGACGGAUCUGCUGUCAUCAUAACACACUGCAAUUUGAGCGAGCAUACAGAGUGGAAAUAUUUUAAGGAUCUACAUCGUUUCACGCACAUACCCACGGGAAAAUGCUUGGAUCGCUCUGAUGUUUUGCACAAGGUUUAUUUAGCUGAAUGUGACAACAGCAAGAGCUCCCAAAAGUGGGAGAUGAACAAUAUUGUGGCUGUUUAAGAGUCAGGCUGUACUGCUUCAAGGAUAAACACGGACUUGUCUACAGCAACAGGUUUUACCAGUAUACACAUGACUAAUGGAAACACGUGCAGUUUUAGUCGGCACCAGAAUAACUUCAAACUCUUAUCGUGAUUUUUCUCUCUCGAUUGAAGACAAUGUUUACAUUGGUUGUCCCCAAUGUCCACUGCAUGGGUUUUGUGUGGAAUCUGUGGAUUGGAUGGGGUCUAACAGAAUGUUCAUUUCCCAAUUUCGCAGAGAUAACUGAUCUAAUACCACUCUUUUGUUGCUGCUCUAGCUUAUAAAGUACAGGUUGUCCCUGAAGUACUGGAAUGCUUAUAUUUUGAAACACUGGAGCUUAAUUAUGUUCGUAAGGACAACCUGAUACUUGAAUCAUUUUGGUCUUUGGCACAGUGGCACAUUUCCCAUGUUUAAUGGGUGACGCAUUAAAGUGGAAAGAAAAGGGAAAUAGGGACGACGAUUGAAAAAAUGAUACAUUUAUUUUGUUUACUCCAUAAAUGUCCGCCUGGUUGAGGGAAUCGAUGUUUACAUGUUUGUGAAAUUAAUUGAUAUAUUAUAAUCACUGACUGGACAGUUGUUACCGUCCUUGGCCAAAAAUCUGCAAAUGUCGAGCAAGUGAAGCAGUUAUGUUUAAGUGAAAGAAUAAUUGCAAUGUGUACAUUUCCUUUUUUUGUAAAAUGUAAAUAUGGUUAUUUCUAAUAUAACAGUUUGCGAUAUGGUGGGCUUCCCAAUGAAGGUGUAAAUAUCUAACUUAUGGCUUUUUUCCAAGAAAAUAAAUGAAACAUUUUUACCA